UGGAAAGACUGAGCUCUCUCUUAAAAAGUUCAAUUUUGCUUCCCUGUUUGUGUGAGCGUGGUGAGAGAGAGAUCAGAGAAAGAGAUGGGUUCCAUUUGGCAAGACAUUCGAGGUCAUGUUGUUUGCGUUCCAUAUCCACUUCAGGGUCACAUAAACCCGAUGCUCAAGCUGGCCAAAAUCCUCCACCAUAAAGGCUUUCACGUAACUUUUGUCAACACCCAUUACAACCACACACGCUUACUCAGGUCUAGAGGCCCCAACUCUCUUGACGGCUUGCCGGGGUUCCGGUUUGAAACCAUCUCCGACGGCCUCCCACCUUCGGAUGCUGAUGUCAGCCAAGACGUCCCCGCUCUCUGCGAUUCCACCUCAAAGAAUUGCCUCGUCCCACUUCGCAACCUUCUCUCCAAACUCAACGACCCUAAUUGCUCUCCCAAGGCGCCACCUGUGACGUGUAUCAUCUCUGAUGGUUGCAUGUCCUUCACUCUUGAAGCUGCUGAAGAAUUUGGAAUUCCAAACGUUCUUUUCUGGACACCAAGCUCCUGCGGCGUCUUGGGCUAUAUGCAUUAUCGCCAUCUUGUUGAACGAGGUUUAACACCACUCAAAGAUGCAACCUAUCUAACAAACGGGUAUUUAGAAACCGCAAUCGAUUGGAUUCCUGGGAUGAGACACAUCCGUCUGAAGGAUCUUCCAAGCUUCAUUAGAACAACGGAUGAAAAUGACAUCAUGAUCAACUUCGUCAUUCGUGAAACAGACAGAUCACCAAGAGCUUCAGCUGUCAUUUUGAACACAUUCGACCCCUUUGAACAGGAUGUUUUGGAUGCUAUCUCGUCUUUGCUUCCUCGUGUAUACACCGUUGGUCCACUUCUAUUGCUUGCCGAUCAGAUCAAAGAUGAAAGACUGAAAUCAAUAGGCUCCAAUCUAUGGAAAGAACCGCCGGGCUCGGUGGAGUGGCUAAAUUCAAAAGAACCCAACUCCGUAGUGUUCGUAAAUUUUGGGAGCAUCACUGUCAUGACGCCCCAACAACUCAUUGAGUUUGCUUGGGGACUUGCUAACAGUGAGAAGCCCUUCUUGUGGAUUAUAAGGCCUGAUCUUGUGAUAGGCGAUUCAGCUGUUCUUCCUUCUGAGUUUAUUACCAAAACUGAAGAUAGAGGCAUGUUAGCAAGUUGGUGUCCUCAAGAAGAAGUCCUGAAGCAUCCGUCGAUUGGAGGGUUUUUAACGCAUAGUGGGUGGAAUUCAACGCUCGAAACCGUGUGUGGUGGAGUGCCAAUUAUCUCUUGGCCUUUCUUUGCCGAGCAACAGACAAACUGCCGGUAUUCUUGCAUUGAAUGGGGCAUUGGGAUGGAGAUAGAUAAUGAUGUUAAGAGAGAUGAUGUUGAGAAGCUUGUGAGGGAGUUAAUGGAGGGUGAUAAGGGUAAAGAAAUGAAGAGGAAGGUAAUGGAGUGGAAGACAAUGGCAGAAGAAGCUGUCAAGCCUGGUGGUUCUUCUUAUCUGAACUUGGACAAGUUGAUUGCCGAUAUUCUCCUAGCCGGAAAUGUUUAAACCGAAUUUGAAUCAGGUGCUUUUUAACGGUCAAGCAGAUUUGAAUCUUGUCUGUUUAAAAAAUUAAAACGCAUUUUCUGUAAUUUUAUUUUUUUUACAAACGCAUAGUCGCAUAUUGCUGAAUUUUUUUUUUUUUUUUGUGUGUGUGUGUGUGUGUUUUGCAAACACCUUGUCCAAAAUCGUUUAAACCAAAUGAGGAAGCAAAUUGACUAUCUUGGUCUUAUCUGCUCUUCCUUUGUUAUAGGUGGAUCAUCCGAUCUACAUAUUUAUAAACAUCUAUUUCCACUCAA
Molecule: messenger RNA, 1829 nt
Organism: Alnus glutinosa
Lineage: Eukaryota; Viridiplantae; Streptophyta; Magnoliopsida; Fagales; Betulaceae
Product: 7-deoxyloganetin glucosyltransferase-like
Exons: 2
Coding region: 85-1539 (484 amino acids)
Molecular function (GO): UDP-glycosyltransferase activity
Source: RefSeq, a predicted model, not a curated record